UCAUCUCCUAAUAACAGAAAUAUAUUUGUCACGUGAGUCUAUGGGAAAAGUCCAGUGGGCACUUUUAUGUAAAAACCAUUUGUGUGAAACUUCCCGCCAUGAAGGAAAAAUGCAAGAACGCAGCGAAAACGCGGAGAGAGAAGGAGAACGGAGAGUUUUAUGAGCUGGCCAAGCUCCUGCCUCUGCCGGCGGCCAUCACCUCCCAGCUGGACAAGGCCUCCAUCAUCCGGCUGACCAGCAGCUACCUCAAGAUGAGGGCAGUCUUCCCCGACGGUCUGGGUGAUGGAUGGGGUCAAUCAACAAGGUUCAGUCCUCUGGACAGCAUGGCUAAAGAACUGGGUUCCCACCUUUUACAGACUCUGGACGGCUUCGUGUUUGUUGUUGCCUCUGAUGGAAAAAUCAUGUACAUCUCAGAAACAGCAUCAGUCCACCUUGGCUUGUCCCAGGUGGAGCUAACAGGAAAUAGUAUAUUUGAGUACAUCCACCCAUCAGACCAUGAUGAGAUGACAGCAGUGCUGGGUGUUUGCCAGCCCCCAAACCAUCACUUCUCUCCAGAUUAUGAGAUAGAGCGCUCUUUCUUCUUGAGGAUGAAGUGUGUUCUUGCUAAACGAAAUGCAGGACUAACAUGUGGAGGAUAUAAGGUCAUUCACUGCAGCGGCUACCUGAAGGUUCAUCAGUACAUGAUUGACAUGGCGCUGUAUGAAUCCUGUUAUCAGACUGUGGGUCUAGUGGCAGUUGGUCACUCCCUGCCCCCAAGUGGUAUCACUGAGAUAAAACUCCACAGCAACAUGUUCAUGUUUCGGGCCAGCCUGGACUUUAAACUCAUCUUCUUGGACACGAGGGUGGCAGAGUUGACGGGCUAUGAGCCUCAGGACCUGAUAGAGAAGACUCUCUACCACCAUGUUCAUGCCUGUGAUGUUUUUCAUCUACGCUAUGCUCACCAUUUAUUACUGGUGAAGGGGCAGGUCACCACAAAGUACUACCGCAUGUUAUCGAAGCAUGGAGGCUGGGUGUGGGUUCAGAGCUGUGCCACCAUCGUCCACAACAGCCGCUCCUCCAGACCUCACUGUAUUGUCAGUGUGAACUACGUCCUCACUGACAUCGAGUUCAGUGAGUUGCAGUUAUCUCAAGACCAGAGUCGAGCCACUACGCCUGGUCUCAAUCUUACUUCCUCUGAGGACCACCACAAACAACUGAGAACCAAAGCUGUUAAGAUGAAGACCAAACUUAGAGCAGCUCCCUAUCCUGAGCAGGUCACUAGGCUUUUCCAGUCAGACUGCUUGAGCUGCUCCCCACAGAGGGAGCUGUUAAAGGAGAGACCGCCAUACCCGGUGACCCCCUGCAGGGAGAAGAGCUCCAGCUUGAGCCCUGAAGCAAGCCAGACGUCUUGCAGCCCCACUUACAAUCUGACCCUCCACUACCCCAACAACCACCAGAAUCUGGAUGGUCAAAGCCAGCUGCCUAACUUAGUUCCCUCCUCUCAGCUGGCUCAGCAGAUCAUCGGCUCCCUACACAGCAGAGGGCCUGUUGGAUGGAACAUCAGCGGCCCCCAAGCACCAAAGAAAUACACAGGCCCCAUGCUGGCAGCUGACCGCAGGUUCCCUGAUGAGAUCUACCAUGAUUGUUCCAGCAACACGAACCAGUAUUCUCCCAGCAGGCUGAAGAAAGAACCCUACAAACAUUACACGCUUGUCCACAGCGAGGUGUCUGAUGUGCGUCCACAUUCUCAUCUUCAUGCCACCAAAGACAGUAAGCCUUCAAGCCAGGAUGUCCUAAUUAAUACGAGAGGUACAGAGGGACUUCGAGGUGACCGAGACCUGGCCUGCCCUUUUCUCAGUGGCCUGGUACUGGGUAAAGGUGAGCAGGUUGGCUCGCUACCGCAAACAGCAUUGAGCCAGCCUCUCCCUGUACAGAUGGUGAUGGAGCAGAGGAGGAGGCUGUGUAUGAUGGAGGCUCCCUACAGCCGCAGAGCUGCAGGAUAUCCACCACCUGCUGCUGGUAACCAGCAGCGUGACUCUGCUGCGGAGCUACAGGCCAGGUCUGCUGAGGACGACAGGAGAAUGUUGAUAGGUAUGGGGGUUGGGAUGGGACUUCCCCAAGCUCCAUACAUGUCUUUGAACUUUCAUCAAGUCUUAGGCAAACCUGGUUCUAUUAAAACCCCCCCUUUUACCACACUGAGCCAUAUAACAGACAGCCAGGUUUACCAUUGUAAAGACACAGCCUCUUACAGCUGCAACAGCCAGAGUCCUAGCUCCAGUUCAUCCCCUGAGAGCCACAGAGAGAUCUCACAUUACAUUGGCACAUCAGUCAUUAUCACAAAUGAGAGGUGA
Messenger RNA from Seriola aureovittata, 2330 nucleotides. It is a transcript of the gene sim2, whose product is annotated as SIM bHLH transcription factor 2. The transcript has 11 exons. NCBI's taxonomy places the organism in Eukaryota, Metazoa, Chordata, Actinopteri, Carangiformes, Carangidae. The coding region runs from base 99 to 2330 and encodes 743 amino acids. The record is from RefSeq and is a predicted model, not a curated record. Gene Ontology annotation, molecular function: protein dimerization activity; DNA-binding transcription factor activity, RNA polymerase II-specific; RNA polymerase II transcription regulatory region sequence-specific DNA binding. Gene Ontology annotation, biological process: regulation of transcription by RNA polymerase II.